Messenger RNA from Plutella xylostella (diamondback moth), 1107 nucleotides. RefSeq lists its product as uncharacterized. Gene Ontology annotation, molecular function: chitin binding. The record is from RefSeq and is a predicted model, not a curated record. Lineage: Eukaryota; Metazoa; Arthropoda; Insecta; Lepidoptera; Plutellidae. Gene Ontology annotation, cellular component: extracellular region.
AUUUUCUGGCAAUCAGUUGACAAACUACAAAAUACAAGAGUAAUUUAACAUUUUUUCUUGGUGUGGACCCGUGCAUUGUGCAAAAUGUUACUACUACUUGCUUUAAUUAUUAACCUUUCGGGAAUACAUUACUCCUCAUCCCUGGACCUGCGUCCCGUGGUCUCCGGGAACCGUAUGGCAGGCGUGCCACUGGGCCGCUCGCUGGGCGCGGGCGAGCUCGACGUGGAGGGCGUGUGCGUGCGCCAGGGCGUGACCUGCCAGAACUGCUCGCAUGUGGUCACUUGCGUGCAGCUGCCUGUUGGCUGGUUGAAGAUCCCCCUGCACGAGUGUCCGGCGGGAGAGACGUGCCACGCGCGCCUCGGCGGCUGCUCCCCGCGCCCCGUGCCCGAGUGCGAGCCGGCCGCCAGCAAAUACGAACAUGUUUGUGAACAGGUGGGUAUAUUCCCUGAUGCCCUCGACUGCCGCAAGUUCCACCUGUGCGCGCCCCCGCGCGACCUGCCGGCGGGGCUCCCGGCGGACCGCAGCCCCGCGCUGUGUCCGAGACACUACGCCUACGAUGCCAGGACUGCGCAGUGCUCGAUAAAACUGGAGUACGGUCAGUGCGAGAGCAAACCUGUCCCGGACUGUAAAGCGGUCGGCGAAAUGAACGUCCUCCCAUCAAGCCCCAACCACUACUACUUCUGUCUGCCCAGAAACGGACUCCUACUGCCACAAAUCUUCCUCUGCCCUAACGGCUGGUUCUUCUGGGACGGAUUCUGCCAGCCGGAACCGAAACCGUACCAACCAAUCACAACGCCCACUUCAACAACCGAAAACGCAGUAACCACCCCCGAAGUUACAGAGAAAACGAACUCGCAAUAUAACUGGUUAAGCUUCUUUUCCACUGAACGGUCGACCACGUACCCUCAAGACACGUUUUUGGCGGAUAAGUUUGAUCUGUCCAAUUAUGAGGCGAAGGAUUCGAGCGCGCAGUCGUUCCAGACUUUUGGCUCUUACGAGUCUUUGGAUAACUCUUUUGAAGCCGGAUUUGGAUCUAUAGAUUGAAUCGGGUGCUUGUGAACUUCGCUUUUAAGUAUAGGUGUAUGAAAAUUUGAAUUGCUUAUGUAU